AGUGCUGCCACAUUUUUGUAACUGCUCUCCCUUAUUUUGCAUAGAAAAUAAACAAAAAGCUCUGCGGAAAUUAUGUUUUCACAAUAAUUCCCAACACAUUUGUGCGGGCGCAAGUGUGUGUGCUGGAAAACCCCAAUCGUCAGGGAUCGAGGAAACUAAAGAGCCUGCAGGAAACCAAAAGCGGAACUAGAAAUUGCGCAUUCCACGAAAGCACUCACUAAACGAGAAAGCAACAACAACAACAGAGUCAACUGUGAUACGAGAACAGCAUAGCAAAAGUUCACAGUCGCUGCGGCCGGAGAGCUGGCGUCGGCGAUGGCCACGGCACCGCGUUCCCUGGACACCAUCUCCCUUUGCUCCACAGUCUCCAGCUGCCCGGAUCGUAAUGGCUUCUACGGCGGCUUCCAGCGCACCGACAAGCCCAAGGAGCCGCUCUCGAAGGCACAGAUUAUUGCGAGGGAGAAGAAAUGGCUGUACAUGAUUGAAAACUGGUCCAUAUACAUGUCGAAAAACUAUAAAAAGAUCCGCGAUCGAUGCCGCAAGGGAAUACCCAAGUCUGUGCGACCCAAAGCCUGGUUCUAUCUGUCGGGGGCGUAUUUGCUGAAAAAUAAGAACCCAAAUGUAUAUCAGGAUCUGUUGAAGAAGCCUGGAAACCCGGCGACCAUUGAGGAAAUCAAAAAGGACAAGCACAGGCAGUUUCCCUUUCACGAAAUGUUUCUCGACGAACAGAAGGUGGGCCAGAUCGAGCUCUUCAACGUGCUGAAGGCCUAUUCCAUAUACAAUCCGAAGGUGGGCUUCUGCCAGGCGCAGGCACCGAUAGCAGCCUUUCUAUUGAUGCACCUGCCCGCGGAGGACGCCUUUUGGGUGUUUGUCAGCGUUUGUGAUGUAUACCUGCAGGAUUAUUUUAUACCCGGCCUGGAGGUGAUUCAGAACGAUGCUGGCAUUCUGGAGGGCUUGCUGAAGAAAACCUGCCCACCCGUCUACCGCCACCUACAGAAGCACAAAGUGGAGCCGCUGCUCUACAUGACCGAUUGGUUCCUGUGCGCCAUGACCCGCACAUUGCCCUGGGAGACCCUGCUGCGUGUCUGGGACUGUUUCCUGGCCGAGGGCAUUCGGGUGAUCUUCAAGGUGGCUCUGGUCAUCAUAGGAGCAUCGCUCAGCCGGCAUAAGGUGCGCAAGACGUGCACUGGCCUGUGUGAGACGCUGGCGGUGCUGCGAUCCCCCGAAGAACACAUCGUCGAGGAGGAGUUCCUCAUCAACAACAUGAUGCGGCUGAACCUGCGCGUCGAGGACUUCCAGAUCGAGCACACGCGCCAGAAGGCGCGACGGGCCAAGCAAAAGGCCCAGCAAGAGGCGGAGUCCAGUGGACAUCGGCGCAAUAUGCCGACCCUGUGAGGGAAUGGGCGCUACAAUAACUACAACAAUUUGUUACUAAACACACACACAAACACAACAACAUACAUGCCUAGUUGCAUAAGUUUCUACGUUUAAAGUCGAAUAGGAGGCACAAAGCGGGUGGUAGCUGGGAGCUGUGGGACACCGCCCGGUGGGUCAUUCAAUUACAGAGACAUCAUUCCAUGCAAUCAGUUUUGUCUAAUUUUAAGCCAAUUCUUUUGUUGAGCACACAUCGGGGCUGGAAUUGUAUCUGUAUUCGGAAUCGUAUUAUUCAUUUAGCGGCAACUAUUACGAGCGUGCAAUUUUUUUAUGCUUUUCAAAAGUAUUUAUUACAUACAUAUAUUUAUUAUUACUGGAUAACAGAUUAGAAGGAUUAGAGUUAGACUUGAUUUGAGGACCCGAACAUAUCGUAUUACUAUCAUCAUCACCAUCAGAAUGGCUCCAACGUCUUCUUUAUUAGUUUAAUCCGCAUCCAUCCCGAUAAGAAAUGUUGAUAUUUACCUACGAUGUGUUACGAAGGACAUCUGUGUUGAGAAGAGAGCUCGACAAGGGCCGGCAAGGAUUUUUUGACCGAAAUUAACAUAAAACUGUAUUACUAAUAAAGAAAAAUAUACCUAAAAAAAU
Molecule: messenger RNA, 2019 nt
Organism: Drosophila bipectinata
Lineage: Eukaryota; Metazoa; Arthropoda; Insecta; Diptera; Drosophilidae
Gene: wkd
Product: TBC1 domain family member whacked
Source: RefSeq, a predicted model, not a curated record